This is a messenger RNA of Nannospalax galili (Upper Galilee mountains blind mole rat), 1421 nucleotides long. It is a transcript of the gene Echdc2, whose product is annotated as enoyl-CoA hydratase domain containing 2. Bases 152 to 877 code for a protein of 241 amino acids. The record is from RefSeq and is a predicted model, not a curated record. Gene Ontology annotation, biological process: fatty acid beta-oxidation. The transcript is spliced from 8 exons. Gene Ontology annotation, cellular component: mitochondrion. Lineage: Eukaryota; Metazoa; Chordata; Mammalia; Rodentia; Spalacidae. Gene Ontology annotation, molecular function: enoyl-CoA hydratase activity.
CCAGUCUGGGGUCUGCAGGGGAGCAGUCGGUGCGGCCGCUUUGCCCAUAGGUGGAGCACUCUGCGAGGGGUUGCCCGCGGCUGGAACCGCAAGUUUGUUUCCAGCUGAGCGGAGCCCUGCGCCACCUCCUCAGCCCGAGCCCCGAGCCCCGAUGCUGCGCGCCCUGCCCCGUGUGCUGCGCCUCCAGCGCCCCUGGACGUCCCUAGGGACCCGCGACUGCGCCUCCCACACAGGACGCGAGAUCCAAGUGCGCUCCCUGGCAGGUCCCGACCAAGGUGCGGACCUGAAGGAGCGGGAACAGAUGAGUGCAGUGGAGGUGGGGGUCUUUGUCCAGCGGCUCCGAGGCCUGAUGAGUGAGAUCGCAUCCUUCCCAGCACCCACCAUUGCAGCCAUGGACGGGUUUGCCUUGGGCGGGGGCCUGGAGCUUGCCUUGGCAUGUGACCUCCGAGUAGCAGCUUCCUCUGCUGUCAUGGGACUGAUUGAGACCACUCGAGGACUCCUCCCAGGGGCAGGAGGGACUCAGAGGCUGCCCCGCUGCCUGGGUGUGGCCCUGGCUAAGGAGCUUAUCUUCACGGGCCGACGACUAAAUGGGGUGCAGGCCCAUGAGUUGGGCCUGGUGAAUCAUGCCGUGGCCCAGAAUGAGGAGGGUGACGCUGCCUACCACCGAGCACUGGCGCUGGCCCAGGAGAUCCUACCCCAGGCCCCCAUUGCUGUGCGGCUGGGCAAAGUGGCCAUUGACCUUGGAAUGGAGGUGGACAUUGCAGCAGGGAUGGCCAUUGAAGGGAUGUGCUACGCCCAGAACAUCCCAACCCAGGACCGGCUGGAAGGCAUGGUAGCCUUUAGGGAGAAACGACUCCCAAAAUUUGUUGGCAAGUGACCCCACUUAACUUAAAGCAUGGAGACAUAUGCCAUAAAGGGCAGUAUCCUAAGGGAAGGUUUGCAGGCUGGCUCUCCUUGCUUCAUCCCGACUUCAGUUUCUUCACACAGAUGAUCAUUAUGAUUGGCAUGGUGCCUAGAAUGAAGGUUCUGACCAUACCACCCACUACCACCUUCCAUUUCCUUAUCCUGGCUAGCCACUGGGCUCAGGUCUACCCGGUUCUCUUAGAUAAGUUCUGAGUCUGUGUCACUGGCUCUCAGGCUGUGAACUCUGCCUUCUAGUGACUGGAACUCACUAGGGAACAGCAAGAGGAUAUAAGAAGCCUUCAUUUCUUCCUCUGCACAGAAAAAUCCAUCCAGGUUUGGGUGGAAUAGGUAUCGAGAGCUAGACCACAGAUUCCAACUCUGCAGGUUUACUGGGCACUUGAUUAAACCAUUUAACCUCUCUAGGAGUCUGCAUUUGUAUCUCUAAAUCAAUCAGUUGUGAUAACACUUUAAAAACCUCAUGUUCAAUAAAUAUGUUACAACUGUUAGUUCAUGCUGGA